Alternaria alternata is the source of this 966-nucleotide messenger RNA. RefSeq lists its product as hypothetical. The record is from RefSeq and is a predicted model, not a curated record. The coding region runs from base 280 to 906 and encodes 208 amino acids. NCBI's taxonomy places the organism in Eukaryota, Fungi, Ascomycota, Dothideomycetes, Pleosporales, Pleosporaceae. The transcript has 4 exons.
CAGGGGUGGCGCUCGUUCUUGUGAGACGCUAUGCCUCUCUCACUUGACCGGUAGCGACGCGGCAAAUCGUCUGAAUGGCGGGACGAGCCACGUGAUAGUGAUCCCCGCGAUCAAGCUAAUCAACGGUGAGCGUCCUGUAAGAGCCCUCAGAACCAAACAUGCCGCUCUUGAUACGGGCGUGAGCCGGGCGGCUCGGACAGCCUUCACAUACAGCGUGGCCCCCCAGCUGAGUGCCUUCAUUCACCCGUUCCUUACGCUUUGGAUCCCGGCGCUUCAAAGAUGAGUAUGUUCUACGGAAGCGGUGUCAGUCAUUCCAAUCGUUCCUUGAAAGACAGAGCUGGGUCAUCAGCAUCUGCCAUUGGUCGUCUUACAAAUGCCAAAGAAGUGGCACACAUAUCAGCCGUUGUUGGGAAUGGAGCCCACGACAGUGCGCUACAAAUUAACGGACAUGUCGCAGAUAAGAUCAAUCACGUCAACAUUAAGUACCUUUUUAUCUCUUAUCAUGGCGACGGCGUAAAAGCUGUGGCGAACGCAGGAUCAGCCCCUCCACUACCCACUACCACGCUUGUACACCCUCGUCUCUCAGUAUCGGCGGAGCGUUCAAAUCGCUUCAACAUUAUUGAACAAACAGAGAUUCCAUCUUUGAAAAAAACGAAACGGAACAUAAAACUCUUGUCCAAAGUGACUGGAGAAACCGAAAUCAUUUGCGUUAUUUCGUCUCGAAAGGUAGAAGUAGGCUCCGUCACUUGGGACUCGAGACAAUUUUGUUCCACUGGCAGAUUCGUGGAUCUUUUGAUCCCAAUGCCAGGUAGCGCUAAGAAUAUCGCGCAACGAUUCCAUAUUUUGAAAGACUGUCCUUUCGAUAUGCUUCUUGGGAUGCUUACAACAAGACCUUCCGUUCGUUGAUACCUAUAAUAUGUGUUCAGUCUUUCAGCGUGGGGCACACAACCGCAGGCACAGUCUUUG